CUCCCAACAGAUCUGUCGUAACGGAGAGCACUUGUAGUUCCUGCCACUUUCCAUUUAUGGGAAGCCUGGUCAUUUCAAGUCGCUGCAUUUCCUGCAUACACUAUCUAAACAGUAACAAGUGCGUUUCCACAUUUCCUGGUGGCUGCACAUUGAUUUCUGCCCGGAAUGCGGCGUUCAAAGUCUGGCUAAACGACGGAUGGGAAGGAAGAGCGUAGCUUUGGGGUCUCGCUUCCCGCGCUAGCUCUACCUGGUGGCGUGCGCCGUUGCUUCUCAGCAUGGCGUUCACGAUUCGGUUUAGAGCACCGGCUUCUCUGCUUAGGGACGCGAAUGGUAGCAGCAGCGACGACAUUCCUCUCGCCAGCGGCAACAAUAGCAGCAUUACCAGCAGCAGCGGCAACAUUAGUAGCGGUAGCACCACUUCCAGCAGCACGCCUCGUUCUGUCAACGAGCAAACAACGGCUACGAUAACGCAGCCAGCAGCCUCCCUCGUGGACUAUCACAUAGCCGUUGAUCCGCAGGAGCCGCUCCAAUCGGCGUUCGACAGGCUGUUCCAGUCCCACUUGCCGCACUGCUGCCUGCCAGGUCAGCAGACACGUCAGCAGCAGGAUGACGUGGCGAAUGCCGGCGACCAGAAGGGACGGGCGGGGAAAAGCAUGGAUGAGCAGAAGCAGCCUGUGCGGUUUAUCGCUGUCGGACAAGUGGUGUACCUAUCCCCGGACUUAUCCGCUGAGAAGGCCAAGCUUAAAUCGGGUACAGUGGUCAAAGUGCUUCCCAUGAAAUUGAGAGAGGCGAAAGGAGGGGAUGGAGAGGACGCAGGGGGUAGCAAAAGCGGCGUCCCAAGCGAUACUCUUGUCUCUGAUACUGUUCGUGUUUCGGUCAACCCGGAUCCCGUGCCACCUUCCCCUACUGCUGUCUCUGACCCGCCUGUCUCCGCGCCUGCAUCUGCUCCUGCCUCUGCGCCUGCCUCUGCGCCUGCCUCUGCGCCUGCCUCUGCGCCUGCCUCUGCGCCUGCCUGUGCGCCUGCCUGUGAACCUGCCUGUGCGCCUGCCUCUGUGCCUGAAUCUGCGCCUGUCUCCGCGCCUUCCGCUGCACCUGCCUCCGCGCCUGCCGCUGCGUCUUCCUCUCUCUCUGCGCCUACCACCAGCGGCGGCAACACCACCACCACCGCCAGCACCAGCAGGUGCGUCAGCAGCAGCAGGCGUCUCAACCGGCCCGGCAUCACGAGCUCGUUGGACUACGAGCCCAUCUCCCGGCCGCACAUGGUGCACUACACCGACGUGAGCCUCCCCUGGAACCACGCCCUCUGCGCCUGCUGCCUCACGCGCAUCCUCCACCCCUCCGCUCCCGCCACCUACCAACCCACCACCUACCAGACCGCCACCCCCAACGCCCUCCGCCUGCACCUUCAGCAGCCCAUCUGCGACAGCAUCACGCCGUACCAGUUCAACAACCGGCCGUCCCAAGCCGUCCUCGCCUAUUCCGCCACUGUUCCGGUGCAGAGCGUCUGGGGUCCUCUUGGCCCGGGUGUAGGGCGGGGGGGAAGCGGGCCCACUGCUCGUGCUGGUAGGGGUGGUGGGGUUGGGGGUAUGUCUGGGGCUGAGAUCUCCAGUGCUCCCCCUGCCACGCAGUACAAGUGGAAGGCGGAAUUCGCGCCCAUGCCCGCGGCUGAAGGGAUGUUUCUCGAGUGGAUGGCGGAGCCACGUGUCGGCCUGCUAUUGGACUUGGAGGUGGUCAGGUCCCAGCUGGCAGAUAUGAUGGGGAUUUGCGACCUCGCAGCGGCAAGUGGCGGAGCUACAAGCAUUGGUGCGACAACCUCUCGUGCUACAGCCGUGGGUGCUACAGCUGCUGCUGGUGCGGCCACCUCUCGUGCUUCAAUUGCUGGUGCUACAACCUCUCGCGCUACAACCUCUCGGGCUACAACCUCUCGCGCUACAGCCUCUCCCAAGCCCGUCUGGUGGUGCUGCUGGCAGUGCAGCGCGUGCUGGACCGCCUACCGCCACUGCCUCGCCGUGGCUACCUUCCUCGUGCUUGUAGCGAGGCUCCCCCGCAUAGUCACGCUCUGGCGGGUGCACAUGAAAGCCUGCUACGACGUGUUUCCCGCGCUGGCGAUGUGCUUCAAUGCGGGGAGGCAGAUAGGGGGGCUGGGGGGCAGGCAGGCGGAGAGGCGGGCAAGCAGGCAGGCGGGGAAGCAGGCGGGGAGGCAGGGAGGUGGGGAGGAGGAGAAGGAUUGCUUUGGGUCGAUUCUGCUGCAGGUGCUGGGGGUGAAAGGGAAGGCGGAGCUGGAGUCGGGGUUCGCUGCUCACGUGCUGCCGCUGCUGCCGGGGGGGAGACGAGCGCACGGGGGGAUGAGAGGACGAGGAGGGGGAGGGGGAGGGGGAGGGGGGAUUGGUCUGUGGGAGAGGGAAGGGGGAGAGGAGUGGAGGGAGGGGUUGAGGGGUUUGGAGUGGGAGGAGUAUGUGGAGCGCAUAGGGGAAAUUAUCUCCCGAGGAGGGCUGGAGGCUGAACCGUACAGCUGCAGCCACUGCAGCGCAAACGAGGGCGCAAGGGGGAGAGGGGACGGGUGUAGGAGGCAUCACGGCAGCAGCACUACCUGGAGCAGUGGCAUGGUCGUUACGGGAGUUGACCCCACAGAUUUUGCUCUCCGGGCCACUCUGCAACUGUGUGUGCCACGCGCUGCUGUGUUCGGCGCACAGGCGUUUACCGAGUCGUGCAAUAACAGGUACAAGGACAUGGUGGAGGAUGCUGCUGUGGAGGCAGCACGGCAGAGACUGGCAGAGCGGGAGGGAGGUGGAGGGGGAGGGAGGGAUGGAGGUGGGGAGGAGCAAGUGAAGGAAUCACAAGAAGUGUCGGCAGCAGCAGCAGGAGGAGCUGCUAGCGCUUCAAGCAGUGCUGCAGCUAUGAACAAUGCUCGCCUCGUGCCGGUGAACAGUAACCCAGUCGUGGCACUGUUCACCUACCGGGCGGCCUGCAUCCUCCAAUGGGUGCGAGUCUACGGCCCCCGGGUCAACCCCCCCAGCUACUGCACCCGCAACAACCCGGAAAGGCCAGCCCCGGCCCUCCCGCACCCAGUGCACGACCUCCCAAGCCUGCUGGUCAGAUUCGGCGCCACCCCCAAGCCUAUGGGCGUGCCAGGUUCGGAAGGCUCCGGCCUGCAGGAAUCUGGCCUGGUUUCGGGGUGGGAGGAAUUUCCAGCGGGGGACAGGGAAGCACUGGCGGCUCAUGAGAAGGCGCACGGGGCACAGGGGGGGUUCCUGGGGCUGAACUCGUUCUGCACGGGGAGCUUCCAUGACGGCGUGUUUGACCGCAGGGAGAUGCUCGUCGAGUGGAACCUUGGGCUUCAGACUGGGAGUGCCCCCUCCGAGGGGCUGCAGCAGAGUGGGAGCGCCACUGGCCCCCUUGAGGAGUACAGACACGCGAACGCUCUAAGUGGCCGCAACACAGGCAGUCCCGCGUUUGCGACCGUGGCGGACCGGGUUGAGGAGUUUCUCAGAAGGUUCUCCCCGAAGCGGCAGGCAAAGGAGGGGCGGGGCGGGCCACUGGCGCGUGCAAUCACAGACUGGGUCGCUCGCCUGAACCUGGGCGAUAAAAGCUGGACAGCUGUCGCGCUGGGGGGAUUCUCGCCCGCCAAGUUAAAGCCCAUGCUGCGAUCCUCGAAGGAGGUGGAUGCUUUCCUUGAGUUCCUGGCUGCCAUGACAGACCUCACGAUCCUCACCCCCGCCUGCAACUGCUGCCAGAUGUGCUUCAACAUGCUCUAUAAGGCCGUCACCCCCGCCUCCCUCGUGGCGUCCUUCGCCUACCGGCCGUCUUCUGUGCUGCUCCGCUGCAUCCUCUCACUCUACUGCCCGCGCUCCACUCAGGUGAAAGACCUCCUGAACUCUCUGGCCAUCCCCCCCCUGCCAGACCUGGUGCCAGACAGGCUCGCGGCCCCCCUGCUGGAAGGGGUGUUGGAGCAGAAGCGGCUGCACUUCCUCUACACUGCAUCCGUGCUGCUGUCCCGAGAGGGCGGGGUGAACGAUGUCAUGGAGCUGAAGCGGGGAGACGGGGCGGUGAGGACCGGGGAGGAGGUGCAGCAGGGGGAGUGGUGGAUGUGGGAGGAGGUGGACACGUGGAGGAAUGCAGUGCUGAGAGCGUGGCCGGUGAUGGAGAUGAUGCAUGAGGCGGUGCAUAGCUGGGCGGCUACUGGGGCGGAGGAGCGGGUGCGGGAUUGCUGUGCGGAAAUGAGGCGGAAGGCGAGGGACUGUGGGGAGAUUACGAGGAGGGAGGAGAGGGCGCUGGUGGAUAAGAUGGUCGCUGCUGCUGGUGCUGCUGCUGGUGCUGAUGGUGCUGGGACUGCUGGUGUUGCUGCUGCUGCUGCUCCUGGUGUUGGUGUUGGUGGGGAAGGGGUGAAGAUCGCACCGGCGUACCUGGUGCCCUGGGUGGGUGGGGUGAACCCUUUUGCGUGUCUGAGGGAGAUGCUGCUGGGGGAGACGUGCUACUGGGAGCUCUCAGAGGGGGGGAGGCGUGUGGGGGCAACACCUGGGGCAGGCUCGUCUGCUGCUGCUUCGGAUGUGAGAGGAGGAGCGGCAGCGGCAGCAGGAGGAGGAGCAGCAGCGGCGGCAGCAGGGGGGGCUCGAUGCUGUGCGUUCCCGGGGUGUGGGAGGGCGGGGAGGGCAGGGAGAGCGCCCCUGAAGGCAUGCUCGCGGUGCGGCCAGGCGGCCUACUGCGACCGGGACUGCCAAAGAGCCCACUGGGCCGCACACAAGCUCCAGUGUCAGCCUAGGAGGUAGCAAAGGGGAAGGGAGAGGCUGCUGUUGCUGCUGCUGCUGAAGGGAGAGGGCAGCAGCUGGAGCACAAUGCUAUGCGUUUUCGGGGUGUGGCAAGGCGGGGAGGGCGGGGAUAGUGCUGCUGAAAGCAUGCUUGCGGUGUGGCCAGGCUGUCUACUACGACAGGGACUGCCAGAGGGCGCACUGGGCCGUGCACAAGCUCCAGUGUCAGCCUAGGUGAUAGCCAAGGGGAAGUGGAAAGGGGCGGGUGAAGGAAUAGGUAAAAGGGGCGGUUUCGAAGGGCUGGGCAGCUCUUGAGGCGGACGAACGUUUGGGAGCGUGCCCAGAGGCGGGGCAGGCUCAUGUCAUACGGCUACAGGAGGAGCGAUGCUGCCUACUGCACAAGGAAGUGCAACAAGGGUUUAGGGUGCGGCAAGACUCACGCUAUAUUUUCUCCCCGUCUCCAUGUUUACUGUAGGGGUCGAGCUGAGUGUCGAGUCAUACUGACAUUGAUUGACAUGUCAGUCAAAACGUGUUUGCUUGGCUUUCUGUUUUUGCUACUGUUG
Closterium sp. NIES-67 is the source of this 5308-nucleotide messenger RNA. Lineage: Eukaryota; Viridiplantae; Streptophyta; Zygnematophyceae; Desmidiales; Closteriaceae. The record is from the annotation of a GenBank genome assembly.